AUGCACGACCAAUGGGAAUCAUCGGUUAAACGCACCCCGCUGCUUUUUGAAUCCGAGGCCAAUCAAACCCAUGCCGCGCUAAAUGCUCUAUCCCCUGAUGAUUUGGGUAAACUCAUGCAUUUAUCGGAAUCGUUGUCUCAAUUAAACUGGGAACGCCACCAGCAAUGGAACAAACGGCAUCAAAACCAUCAAACAAUGCCUGCUAUACUGGCCUAUAAAGGAGAAGUUUAUAGAGCCAUCGACGCCCCAAGUUUAACACCCAAGGAAUUAAAUGCGUUUCAAAAAUCGACCUUCAUUCUAUCGGGGGCAUAUGGGUUGGUACGCCCAUUGGAUGGCAUAGCUCCAUACCGAUUAGAAAUGUCCACCAAGUUGUCG
Molecule: messenger RNA, 375 nt
Organism: Notodromas monacha
Lineage: Eukaryota; Metazoa; Arthropoda; Ostracoda; Podocopida; Cyprididae
Source: the annotation of a GenBank genome assembly